Entrophospora candida is the source of this 518-nucleotide messenger RNA. Lineage: Eukaryota; Fungi; Glomeromycota; Glomeromycetes; Entrophosporales; Entrophosporaceae. The record is from the annotation of a GenBank genome assembly.
AGGACAUAAUGGAAAUAUAUAAAAAUGCACAAUAUAAUAGAAAAAUUUGUGAUGCUUUUAUUGGUUGUAUAGAGGCUACUCAAACAUCCAUUAAACAUUUACAACAAAGGAAAGAGGAGGAAGAAACAUAUUAUAAAAACUUUGUGCAUUUUACUGAUAUUUUGAGAAAAGUAAAAGAUUUUCUUAAUUAUGUAACUCAACUUCAUGAACACAACAAAUCUAUUAAUACAAAUAAUGUUAGAGAAAAAUUUGAAUCACUUGCAAAGGAGUUUGAUGGUGUUAUGCAAGAUUUACAUUUCACACAAACUGUAUCUGCUCAAAGACAAAGUGCACUUGAAAGUAUAAAGGCAGUGAUUAAUGUAGUUGGUGUAGUCAGUGAAGCUGUUAAACCAUUUAUCCCACUGAUGGGUAUUGUAACUAUUUUGGUGGGGGAAAUAAUUAAAGUUUAUGAAAAUGCUCAAUAUAACAAAAAAAUUUGCAGUGCUUUUCUUGAUCGUGUAGAAGCUGCUCAAUCAUCA